Molecule: messenger RNA, 4907 nt
Organism: Canis lupus familiaris (dog)
Lineage: Eukaryota; Metazoa; Chordata; Mammalia; Carnivora; Canidae
Gene: TXLNB
Product: taxilin beta
Exons: 10
Coding region: 171-2237 (688 amino acids)
Molecular function (GO): syntaxin binding
Source: RefSeq, a predicted model, not a curated record
UGUGUGUGUGUGUGUGUGUGUGUGUGUGUGUGUGUGUGUGUGGUUUCUCUCUCUCCCUUGUAAGAACACAGCUGCCUGUCCCCUGCUGUCACCGCUCCUCUGACUAGCUUCUUGCUGCCUCUUGCCUCUCCUUUCUGCUUAGCUCCCUGUCUUCUGAUACAUCUCCCAGUAUGGAGAUGAAUCAUUCUGUGCAGCUCUCAGGGGAACCCCAGUCAACACCUCCAGGAGACAGUUCAUCAUUACCCAGUCAAAAUGGCUUGGAGAAGCAAGAUGAUAAGGAUUCCUCAACCUCACUCCAAGCACCAGAAGGGAUAGCAGGUGUGCAGUCUAAACAGGGAGCUCAUGAUAUCUCUGAGGAGUUGAAUCGACAACUGGAAGACAUCAUUAACACCUAUGGGUCUGCUACUGAAAAAGAGGGUCCCACCAAGGCAAAGGAGCAGCCUGAGAACACAGAACCACCCGACAAUGAGGAUGGGGACUGUGAUGAGGCCACUGAAGAGACUGACAGAGAACCCAUGGCUUCUGGAGAGCUGGCCACAGCCAAAGAACCUAUCAGCAAUAAAGAGCAAAAAUUGGAAAAGAAAAUCCUAAAAGGAUUAGGCAAAGAAGCCAACCUGCUAAUGCAAAAUCUGAACAAGUUGCAAACACCUGAAGAAAAACUUGAUUUUUUAUUCAAGAAGUAUGCUGAAUUGCUGGAUGAGCAUCGCACUGAGCAAAAGAAGUUAAAGUUCUUACAAAAGAAACAGGUACAAAUCCAAAAAGAAAAAGACCAGUUACAAAGUGAACACAGCAGAGCUAUCCUUGCUCGAAGCAAACUGGAGAGUCUAUGCCGGGAGUUGCAGAGACACAACAAGACACUGAAGGAGGAAACCCUUCAGCGAGCACGUGAGGAAGAAGAGAAGAGGAAGGAGAUCACCAGUCACUUUCAGACCACUCUGACAGAUAUCCAGGCACAGAUUGAACAGCAGAGUGAGCGAAAUAUGAAGCUGUGUCAGGAGAACACAGAGCUUGCAGAGAAACUGAAAAGCAUCAUUGAUCAGUAUGAGCUCAGAGAGGAGCAUCUGGACAAAAUAUUUAAACACAGAGAACUGCAACAGAAGCUGGUGGAUGCAAAGCUCGAACAGGCACAAGAGAUGAUGAAGGAAGCCGAGGAGCGACACAAACGUGAAAAGGAAUAUUUGCUGAACCAGGCAGCAGAGUGGAAACUUCAGGCCAAAGUACUGAAGGAACAAGAGACAGUCCUGCAGGCUCAGCUUACCCUCUACUCUGGAAGGUUUGAAGAGUUCCAGAACACACUAACAAAAAGCAAUGAGGUGUUUGCCACUUUCAAACAGGAAAUGGAUAAAACAACUAAGAAAAUGAAGAAGCUGGAGAAGGACACAGCCACGUGGAAAGCUCGGUUCGAAAACUGUAACAAAGCUCUGCUAGACAUGAUAGAAGAGAAAGCGCUGAGAGCUAAAGAAUAUGAGUGCUUCGUGAUGAAAAUUGGGAGGCUGGAGAACCUCUGUCGAGCUUUACAAGAAGAGAGAAAUGAACUCUACAAAAAAAUUAGAGACGCAAAAAUGCCUGAAAGGGAUGACCAAAGUCAGCACACCUCCGACGAAGAGCCCGAGUCUGCUGUGUCUGGGGGGGCAGGGGUUGAUGCCGAGGAAGUCAGUAGUGUUCACAAUGCUGUGAAAAAUCUGGCCACAGUCUUCAUGGCCAUUCAUCAUCCAGAGUCGACCCUUAACCAGUCCAAAGAAAUCCAACCAGAAUGUGGCAGUCCUCAAGAGGGUGGUGACUCGGCCCCCAAGGAGCCAGAACAAUCCUCUCUGGGCCCUUUAUGUCAUUCAGAGAGUUCCCUGCCUCCCCUAACUCCUCAGGCUGAAGCCAGAAUUGGCAAUGAGGCAGAAGUGCCUCCCAAGCCCAGUAAUCCCCCCGUGGGGUGGGGAGCAGAGGCCCAAGACUGGGGUCUCUUUGCAGCAGCCCAAGCUGAUCAGCAGCCCCAGAAGCCAGAGGCAAAAGCUUCCAGUCAGACCCCACAGUCCCCAGCUGAGGCUUCCCUACCAGUGAUGGAGGAAAGUGGUCCUGCUCCACCACCCACAGCAGGUGAGCCAAUUCCACCUGAGGUGCUUGCAUGUGGGCCCAGUGGGCCGCCACCACCACUGGAAGAAGCAGCAGAGGGGCUACCAGGAGGGCCCUCAGUGGGGCCUGGACAGCCCCCAGUGGCCGACACCAACCUGGAAGGAGUAGACUAAGCCUCAUGGUGCCUUCGGAAGCUAUUCUCCCUGACUUUACAUUUUCAUCAUAAGACUGUCUUCUGAAGAGGCGCUAAGGGCUAGAGAUGUCUAAGGGAAGAGACUUAAUUAGAAUCAAGACAUUUUUAAAUGUUAUGCAGAGCACAUUCAGCCUGUGCUAUUUGUUCUCAAUUUAUAACUGAUUUGGAGCUUUUCUGUGUAACGGAUUGACAGUAUAAUUUUCCCAAAUGGCAACAAAACACACAGAUAGGAAAUUCCUACUAAUUUUCCAUUGAGAUGGUAUUUAUUUCAAUUUCUUAAUCAGCAGUAAGAUUUGGUGUUUCAGGACUCCCACUAUAAUAUAUAAAUAUAGAAAAUGCAAUGUUUCAUUUAUUUCCCUAUACAGUUUUAAUAAGUUCUGUAGUAAGUAAUGGAUGUCCAGGUUCCAUUUAAACAUUAUAUACAUAAUAUAUGCAUAUAUGUGAAUAUACAUAUAUAUGUAUAUGUGUGAAUAUAUACAUAUGUGUGUGAAUAUAUACAUAUAUGAGUUUAUAUACCUAUAUGUGCAUCUGUAUAUUUUUAGUAUAUAUGUAUACAAAUAUGUGUGUGUAUAUAUAUAUAUAUACACAUAUAUAUAUAUAAAACACAUACAUUUCAUCCUUUUUUGGAGUUCUCUUGUGCAAAAUAUUUAGAUGAUAAUCAAAAAAGUAUCUCUUACUUGCUUGGGAUGAGGGUAGGCUAAUGCUCUAUGAAUCAGAAGUAGGUUCAGGAUUCAGGUCUUUAGGCCAUGUAAUGUUGGGCAAAAACAAGUAACCGGAUAUUGGGAGAUCAAUAAACCCAACCAAUGGAUCAAAUGACUGAACAGCAGUUGGGUUAGACUGUGAGUGUGCAAAACACAUAUAGACACAAAGAUGCCACAAGAAGUCGUAAACAGAAAAGGGGAACAGUCACAGCUGUAGACAGCUCACUUCUUCCAACUGCCUCUCAGACACAACUCAGCAUUGCCUUGCAGCUCCAUGUGGGGAAGCAGGCACUCAUGGCUACCUGCAAGGAGUAGCCUUCCCACUAGAAGUGGGAAAACAAGCAAGAGCGUAGAAGGAUUGAGGGUCCUCCAAUUGAGAUGAGGUUAUGCUCUUGCUCCCUGCCUCCUGUGCAUGGGAGUCUUGAGAAAGAAUGUUCACCUGGCCCUGCCAAGUCCCCAGUUCCCUCACUGUCUUCUAUUGCUCUGGAGAGAGAGUUUCCCACCAUUCUUGCUGUCACAGCUUUCAUCUAUAUUCUCAAAGCACCUGCACCUUUUUUGUAACCACUCCCCACCCUGGACUUUGCAGGAUAUUAUACCCGGCCCUCGUCUCAAUUAUUGCUAAGUAGAAGCUAUUAUUGUUCCAAAACAGAAGUCCACGCAGGGUCUCAAUAUGCAUGAUGAGGUGGCCAAACCAACAGGUUAUCUACUUUGCAGAAUUCUCUGCAAAGAACAAAGAACAAAUGGGUCCCUUCUCGAAAUGUCUUGAAAAAUAGAUGAGGAUUCAGAAGAAGGCAAAAGCUAGAGACACCUGGAGUGGUCCACAUGAGUAUUACAUUACCAUUGCUGGACAAGAACUUCUAAUAUCGCUGACAGCAUAAAUUAUUCGACUUAGGGGAGAGGGAGACUGGAACAAAAAAAAAAAAAAAAACAGGAAACAAGGGAGUGCAGGAGGACAAAGAAGGGAGAAGAGGGAGAAAAGGAAAAAAAGGUCUAACCCAGCCCUACCUUAAAAGUUGAAUUCAAGUAGAGAAAUGGAUAAAAGCAAGAUUCUUUACUAUUUAUCCAGAAAAUCAUUCUUCAGUGUCACAUGUGGCCGUCUGCCAAGGAAUACAAAGUGCUUGUAGGCAGCAACCAUAUGCUACAAGAAUUGUAAACUGCAUAAGAUUUGUUUAAAGAAGACUGUGAAGGUAAUGACAAAUGCUAAUCAGGAAAAAAGCAUAUCACUAUUGGAGAACCCAAAUAUUUUUAUUUAUUUUUUCCAUGUAUUUUUAAAGCUCAAAAUAUUAUAACCACAGAUGAUCUAGCCAAAUUCAACAUUACUGGAAAUCUUAGAGAUUUGAACAUUCAUUUAAUUCAGAGCCAAAUACUCACCAUAACAAUCCAGGAGGGUCUCCUUUCCUACUAUUUAUAGAAGCUAAACUUCCAAGAAUGGAGUAAGAUUAGAUAAUCAUAGUAAAGUCUCAGUCUGAAUGUUUAGCAAGAGAAACAGGCAGGAGAGGAGCCAAAAUCUGGUAAAUCAAAUAUUCUAAUACCCAAAGUUCAUGAUUUUUUUUUAAUCCAAAAAGCUUUCAGAGCAACACAUUACUCACUACUGUGUGUGUCUUGGGCAGAGUUUCAAUACAAUACCUUGCCUAAAAUUUGCAAAGCGUAAUAUAGGCUCUGGGAGGAUUAUUUUAAUAUUCAAAGAAUGUUUUAUUAUGGUCCUUUGUGUUAGAAUUCGGCCUUAUUAAUUAUAACAAUAACUCAUGGGACCUGAAGGAACAAGGAAUUUCUAUGCAUUAUCAAGUUCACGUAACUCUUUCUAGAGGUGUCAAGUCUACUUUCCAGAAACACCAGCAUUAUUUGUGUUUUCUUAAAUUAAAUAACUAUAAUUUAUGUAUAUUAAAGUUACUUCUCUUCCCGAAUGCUCACUUUUGUUACUUCUAUGUGUCAAUAAUACCUAACAAAGA